Messenger RNA from Didymella exigua CBS 183.55, 1471 nucleotides. RefSeq lists its product as uncharacterized. The record is from RefSeq and is a predicted model, not a curated record. The transcript is spliced from 2 exons. NCBI's taxonomy places the organism in Eukaryota, Fungi, Ascomycota, Dothideomycetes, Pleosporales, Didymellaceae. Bases 295 to 1125 code for a protein of 276 amino acids.
AUCGCGGAUCAACACGCUUACAUAGCGAAGAUACCCUCGCUUGCAGGCUGAGUGCCUAUAAACAAUGUGCAAUGAAGGGACUGAUAUCCUGCAGCUUUGUUCACACAAAGCUAGUCACCUUCUUGAUUGGCCACGACAAAAUUCCCGUCACUGCUCAGUCUGGCACGGUCGCAGUUCCUUCUGCGCCUUUGGAUCGACUCUUCCAUGAACCUGUAUGAGAGGCUGAAGGCAACAUCGCUCGUUUCCCUGAGAUCACUGUGGGAGACUUCGACAUGAUCUGCCGACUAGGAUGCAAUGCCUCCACCCAAUCCGCUUUUCUCCCCCGGCGCAAAGACAAUGAAACGUUUUCAGCUUCACGAAAAACGCAGAACGAGCACCACCUUCACUAUCACUGUCGUCAUUUCCUUGGCGAGCUCGAGGAAAUCUAGUUUAUCGACACCUGACCAGAUCCCUCAUCGGCAGGCAAACUUUCCAAAACGUCGCAAAAUGCCGUUCGCCACGAGUGUACUGCACUCGAAGCUCUGCACAUUUCUUAUCGGCGUCGAUGAGGCUUCAGUGACUGUCCAUUCAGGUGCGAUCGCAGCUCUUUCUGUGCCUCUGGACCGAGCUAUUAAUGGUAAUUUGAAAGGUGCACAAGAGAACGACGUGCGCUUUCCAGAUAUCGAAGUGGAAGAUUUCGAGAGAAUUUGCGCAGUUGCUUAUGGCGCCGAACUACUGCUCCCAGAAGUCCGCAAACUACCAGCCUCCGAACUCAACAUAAAAAAAGACUACUGGCUGUCAAGCUCUCGCAUUAUAGGCCCAGGUAGCGCGAGCAUACGCAACAACAAGCUGACAACACAUGUUUUGUGUAACACCACCGGUGACCUCAACCGCCUGCCAAACGCCCCGAUCAGGACUGGCCCCAAAGUACUUCACAACAAUAUCGUCGACAGAAACAAGAGUUUCAAGUUCCUCGAGCUCCCGGACGAAGACGAUUCACCUGGCCUGAAGACCUCGACGGAGACAGUCAAAAGGCAAAACACCAACGAAACUCGGCUUAGAAUCAGAUUGUUACUCAAGCCCUACUUUCCUACGCUCGAAUUUACAUGUUCGCGGACGGGCAGCUCAUCACAAAGUUGCAGGUAGACGCAGAGGCUGGUCUGAGGAAUCUCGGUCGUAUCGACAUUUACCCACCUACGCCCUCAGCAGUACUGGAGCUGGUCCGGUAUGUAUACAAUAGCGAAAUCGUGCCUGAUUGAGGUGAUGGCGAGGGCAUGCACCCUCUGCACGAGAUCGUGGUGCAUUUCAUGGCCCUCCACUUCUCAGCAUUCCGCGACUAUGCUCCGCAUCGAGAGCUCAUGAGGCAUAGAGGAGAUUACGGCCUGGACCUACAAGACGUCAUCGCAGAAUAGUUUCUCUGACGAGUUGCUAUAAACAUCCAGAGCUGGUGCUGAGAUUGCUACGAGGAACCGAAUGCCAAUAACAAGGGAUG